Messenger RNA from Aspergillus viridinutans, 876 nucleotides. RefSeq names its product extracelular proline-glycine rich protein. NCBI's taxonomy places the organism in Eukaryota, Fungi, Ascomycota, Eurotiomycetes, Eurotiales, Aspergillaceae. The transcript has a single exon. The record is from RefSeq and is a predicted model, not a curated record. The coding region runs from base 1 to 876 and encodes 291 amino acids.
AUGAAGCCUCAGACUGCUGCUUUCCUUCUCGGCCUUCUCGGUUCUACCCUGGCUGCGCCCAUUCAGAACGCCGACAAAGGUUCCGACGUAAAGCCCACCCCUACUGGACAGCGCGCUCCUGGCGGAUUCCUCACUGGCCUCCCCUCCGGCAUGCCUUCCGGUUUCCCCGGAGGUCCCAUGAUGACUGGGGGAUUCGGUGGCGAAGGCCAGAAUGGUGGUUCGUUCCCCAGCGGUGCUAUGCCCUCCGGCGCUGUUCCAACUGGCGCUGCUCCCUCCGGCUUCCCUUCAUUCGGUACCGGUCCCGCUCCCUCCGGCGCUCCCCAGGGUGAGGGAGACAGCAGCUCCUUCGGCGGCCAAGGUGUUCACGCCCGCUCUCCCCAGGACUCUGAGGGCUCAGGCGCGGCUCCUUCUGGUGCUGCUCCGUCUGGAGCCAUGCCCACCGGCGCUGCUCCCUCGGGCUCAGCUGGUGGCUUUGGCGGCUUCGGACAGGAAUCUCAGAACUCCGGCAACGCCAAGUUCCAGGCCUCUGGCACCUCGCCUUUUGGUGCUUCCCAUUCCGGAUCGGCAAGCGGUCGUCAUGGUGGUCACCGCGGUCACAGCAAGGGUUCUGGGGCCUCUCCUUCCGGCGCUGCUCCCUCUGGUACCGCUCCUUCUGGUGCCGCUCCCUCUGGCGUCGCGGGAGGUUUCGGUGGCUCUGGACAAGGUGGCCAGGGCUCCGGCCCGUCUCCUACUGGCGCUGUUCCUUCGGGUGCUGCCCCCUCUGGUGCUGCCGGAUUCGGCGGUCAGGGUCAAGGUCAGGAGCAGGGUCAGGGCCAGGGCUCAUCCCCCACCGGCGUCGCUCCAUCUGGCGUUCCCUCUGCUCAGCCUACCGCUUGA